Molecule: messenger RNA, 608 nt
Organism: Dibothriocephalus latus
Lineage: Eukaryota; Metazoa; Platyhelminthes; Cestoda; Diphyllobothriidea; Diphyllobothriidae
Source: the annotation of a GenBank genome assembly
GAAAAGCAUUUCCUACUAUGUCCGUUAGCCUUCAGAGCUAUGGAUUUGAAGACCCGGAUUUUGUCCAAUCAGAAACAUAUGCCGAAUUUCAAAAGGCAUAUGAUACUGUGCUCCAAAGACGCUAUGAACGGUGGAAACGAGUGAUAAAUCAGGUGAAACGUUUUUGUCGAAAAGGCAUUCCAUCCGAAUUCCGAAGCCAUGUCUGGAUGACUUUAUCGGGGGCCGACAAAGAAAUGAAGGAAAAUCCGAACGUUUAUAAAUCGGCCUGUGGUCUGCAACCAGCCAAGGAAUUCAACACAACAAUUCUUGCAGAUUUGCCUCGAACCUUCCCAGAAAAUGUUAACUUCUCUGAUGCGGCCGGCGCGCAGAACAAGCGCCACUCCCUACAACGGGUCCUCCAGGCUUUUGCAAUCACAUUCCCCAAGAUUGGCUAUUGUCAGGUCAGUGCUCCAUUGUUACUUAUGUAUGUGAGUGUGCAAUUCGUUACACCGCUCGGCUCCAUUUGCCGGACAGUCACACCCAAACUUUACUUCUCCAGAGCUUUGCGACAAGUCCUGAGCACAUCUGUGCGGCCUUUGCUAUCUUUUAUGUAUUGUUUGCACACAUAA